Dendroctonus ponderosae (mountain pine beetle) is the source of this 1654-nucleotide messenger RNA. RefSeq names its product homeotic protein female sterile. The transcript is spliced from 9 exons. The coding region runs from base 227 to 1402 and encodes 391 amino acids. The record is from RefSeq and is a predicted model, not a curated record. Lineage: Eukaryota; Metazoa; Arthropoda; Insecta; Coleoptera; Curculionidae.
UCCAAAAUUUACAUAAUUUAUCCAUUGGCAGGAAAAUUUCAACCCAUGUUGGUCCAUUCGUACUCUAUCGGUACCAUCAGCAGGUGGCAUAUAACUAUUAGUUAACAAUCGAGCGCUUCAGCUUUUCAUUGUCUUCGUGCGGUUGUGCGUGUAUGUGUGGUCAAAUCGGCAGAAAGGUCGCAAUAAAAGUGACAAGAUUUUUUCCGUAAAUUUACUGGCAAACAAAAUGGGAACUUUGAAGAUUGCAUUUGUGCUUUGCGGCUUGGCUCUUUGUACUAACGGAGCUCCAGCCCCAGCAGAGGAGAAUGCAGGGAUCCCACCGCUUCUGUCUUUUAAAGACGGCAACGUGGGGGUAAAUUUUCUGGGCUUCAAAGCUUCAGCAGGCCUGGGGGGGCUUUUAAGAGGAGACGGUAGUCAAGGAGGUUUGCAUGCUUCUGCUGAAACCCCGUUUGGACAAAAAGCCCACGCUGGACUCGGAGGAAUGACGGACGCAAACGGGCGUUCCUUAGGUGGGCUAUACGCAGGAGCAACAGCAGGAGGCGGCGUUGGGGCCAGUGCAGGCUUGGGUGGUAUGACAGGAGCCGAAGGAUCAGUAGGACGGUCUUACGCUGCGUCGUCUGCAGGCGGCGGGAGAACCGUGAUUAAAGAGCGGUUCUCUUCCGCGCCUUCUGCUGGAGGCAUUUCAGUAAUGGCUUCUGAAGAAGUGCACGUCCAGAAAAUCCCAAAAUCCGUCUCCACUUUUAAUGUUGAAGUGGGCAAAGAUAUUCAAGCACCAGCGCCCGCUUCCCAAAUCAGUACCGAAUUGCUUAAAACGGAAAAUGACCACCCAGUUGGCAAAACAACUUACGUCGAACGUACGAUUAUCCCCAAUUACGUCGAGAAAACUAUUCAGGUUCCAUCUUAUGUGGAAAAAACCAUACGAGUACCAACGUAUGUUGAAAAAACUGUUAAAGUUCCCACAACGCCAACUGUAGUAGAGAAGGAAGUUGAGGUGCCUCAGCACGUAAAGACUGUGUCAAAAACGAAACAAAUCGUGGUUGGCGAAGAAGCAUCCGGAGCUCCUUUCGUCACUGUAGUAAAAACCAAAUCGAAAAUCCAUCGACGACCCUGGUCGCACUUGAGGAAGCGAAUUGACUACACCACUGGAGAACUUCCAUCUUCAGGCGGGGUAGUUAUAGCUAGGCCGGAUCCAGCUUUGGCAAAUGUUAAUUACCGUUCAGAGUAUAACGGAGGGCCGAAAGCAGUGUCUACGACAACAAUCAGGAAACAAUAUAAUGGAGAUCUAAUCCGGGAUAUAUUCAAUAUUCCCAUUUCCACAUUGGGAGCGGUAAGCAACUUAGUAGGCAAUCUGGCCGCAGGAGGAUCCCUGGCAGUCUCGAAGUCUUAUGGAGUUGCUGCUUAAAAGCCAAGUUCCCUUUGAAAAUUCACUGCCGGGGUACAUUAACAUUAUGUCUUUAGAAUGCAGUUUUUAUGUGUUUUCUAUUUAUGCUUUAUAAAAAACGAGAGGCGAGUGCGUGCCUCUUAGAGAUUUAAUAUUUUACUUAAAUUAUUAAACUUACCAUCCAGGAUUGAGCAUGCGCUUAGUAAGAUUAAAUAAACCUAGUUGAGUGGCUACCUACAAUAAAAUAACGGCUGUAAUCUCAGUCGUCGCAUA